This is a messenger RNA of Trachymyrmex cornetzi, 1331 nucleotides long. It is a transcript of the gene Sply, whose product is annotated as Sphingosine-1-phosphate lyase. Gene Ontology annotation, biological process: carboxylic acid metabolic process; sphingolipid catabolic process. The record is from RefSeq and is a predicted model, not a curated record. Gene Ontology annotation, cellular component: endoplasmic reticulum. Gene Ontology annotation, molecular function: pyridoxal phosphate binding; sphinganine-1-phosphate aldolase activity. The transcript has 7 exons. The annotation marks the transcript as partial. Lineage: Eukaryota; Metazoa; Arthropoda; Insecta; Hymenoptera; Formicidae.
UUGUGAGUCGAUGAGUCGUGAGGAUAUCAGUAGUCUCGCCGGAGUCCAUACUCCACGCCAGUCUUACCGGUCUGGCGGUCCACAUAAUAUGUGCUUGGUAUUGAUGUUUUAAAAGAUCUUGCGCCUGGAGUACGUGUUAUCGUUGUGAGCACUCAGUAGCGUUAUCUCUGGAGUGAAAAUACGUGGAAAGUGCUGAGUCAUUCCAUUUAACAGAAAUUACGAGUUAUCCGCGUCGCUAACAGCCUGUUGAAAUUCAGAAAAAUAUGCAUUUCCGCGUGGAUACUAUACCAAGAGCCAUAAAUCAUAUAUUUGAAAAUAAAGAACCAUGGCAAAUAGCAGCUAUGACGAGUACAGCUACCCUUGCUACAGUAUGGUUAUGGACUUUUAUUUAUCAGGAUGAGAGUCUUUUAGAACGUGGCAAGAAACAUAUGUUUAGACUAGCUCGUUAUAUUCCUUCUAUUCGUGACAAAAUAAAUAAAGAGCUAGCUAAAGUCAAUGAAACCUUUGAAAAUGAUGUUUUGCGCAGAUUUAAAGAAACUUCAUUCAUUGUGCAUCUUCCCAAAAAUGGAUUAAAAAAUGAAAAGCUAUUAAGUUUAGUAAAUCAGUAUAUUUAUCUUGGUGAUUAUGAUUGGAAAAGAGGUCGUGUAUCAGGUACAGUUUACAGAACUAACAGUGAACUUACAGAGUUAAUGGGGAAUGUAUAUGCAAUUGCAUCUUAUACUAAUCCACUACACCCUGAUGUUUUCCCUGGAAUUUGUAAAAUGGAGGCAGAAGUAGUUCGGAUAGCCUGCCAUUUGUUCAAUGGAGAUAAAGAUUCUUGUGGAACUAUGACUUCGGGUGGCACAGAGUCAAUUUUAUUAGCAUGCAAAGCAUACCGAGAUUAUGCUCGUGAUGUCAAAGGCAUAAAAAUACCAGAGAUAGUGCUUCCAGUUACCGCUCAUGCAGCGUUUGACAAAGCUGCCAAAUAUUUGAAGAUAAAAGUAUGUUACGUGCCUGUUCAUCCGCACAGUUUUACAGUUUGCAUCCAAACAAUGAAAAAGUCAAUUACGAAAAAUACAAUAAUGUUAGUAGGAUCUGCGCCGAAUUUUCCCCAUGGAACGAUGGAUAAUAUCGAAGUAAUAUCUGAAUUAGGCAUAAAAUACGGUAUUCCUGUUCAUGUAGAUGGCUGUCUAGGCGGUUUUCUAGCCUGUUUUAUGUCUGAUGCUGGCUAUCCUUUACCACCCUUUGAUUUCAAGCUUCCUGGUGUAACCAGUAUAUCAGCUGAUACUCAUAAAUAUGGAUAUGCUCCGAAAGGAUCGUCGCUAAUCCUUUAUCGAAACAAAAAAUACCGA